Messenger RNA from Oryzias melastigma (Indian medaka), 933 nucleotides. Its product is annotated as carcinoembryonic antigen-related cell adhesion molecule 1-like. The record is from RefSeq and is a predicted model, not a curated record. Lineage: Eukaryota; Metazoa; Chordata; Actinopteri; Beloniformes; Adrianichthyidae. The transcript is spliced from 4 exons. The coding region runs from base 1 to 933 and encodes 310 amino acids.
AUGUCAUUGAAGAAGUUCACCAUGGAGAAGAUCAUCUGGACUUUUGUGAUGCUUCUUCUAUCAGAGCUUUGUGCAGGUCAGAACAUUUUACCUCCAGGUCCCCUGAGUGGAGCAGUGGCCGACAGGGUGGUGUUCAGCACCACCCUCACACCCCCGGCGAGUCCAUUCCUGUCCAUCAACUGGAACUUUAAAGGUGUGAACAUCAUCACAUCGACCAGCAGCAACAUCAUUGAUCCCGGAUACGCCAGCAGGAUCUCGUUAGACCGAUCUACGGGAUCCCUGGAGCUCAGGAAUCUGGUGCUGCAGGACGGCGGGGAGUACACGCUGACCAUCACACCGGACGGGGGGCUGCAGACGCAGGGGAGGAUCGUCCUCAACGUUUACACUCCUAUAACCGGCGCCACCAUCCGCAGCGCUGCAGCCGUGCUGAUAGAAGAGGAAAGCUCCACCAACCUCACCUGUGAGGCCUCCGGCUCUGUCAGCAGCAGAGAGUGGAUGAAAGAUGGUCACCUUCUUCAGGCAGGACACACCAUCAGCUUUUCUGCAGACAACAGCACAGUCUCCCUCCAUCCUGUCUUCAGCUCCAGUCACGGCACCUACCAGUGUCGGGUCAGCAACCCGGUCAGCGCCCAAACAGCCGUCCUUCAACUCACCGUCAGCUAUGGACCUUACAAUGUGUCCAUCAUCGGACCAUCUGCUGCCUCGUCUGGAGACAGAGUGAUACUGCACUGCUUAGCAGCUUCAGUCCCUCCUGCAAACUUCAGCUGGAUGUUCAACGGCAGCGAGACUCACAUCAACUCAUCACUGUAUGUCAUCGAGAGGUUCCAGGCACAGAACAGCGGCGACUACAGCUGCACCGCCAUGAACACGGUGACCAUGAGAGAAAACUCCACAGUCCUGAAUCUGAGAGGUAAAGAGAAAAUGUUCAAGUGA